Plectropomus leopardus (leopard coralgrouper) is the source of this 4145-nucleotide messenger RNA. RefSeq names its product diacylglycerol kinase, eta (gene dgkh). Lineage: Eukaryota; Metazoa; Chordata; Actinopteri; Perciformes; Serranidae. Gene Ontology annotation, cellular component: plasma membrane. Gene Ontology annotation, biological process: phospholipase C-activating G protein-coupled receptor signaling pathway. Gene Ontology annotation, molecular function: protein binding; ATP-dependent diacylglycerol kinase activity. The record is from RefSeq and is a predicted model, not a curated record.
UCCGCCGGUGAGCGGGGUGGAUGAGGCGGGCUUUAGCCUCAGUGUGGACUGGCCGUGCUGGCUGGAGCCAUAACCGAUCAGCCGAGCAGGGACUGGGGAGGGGGGUUACAUAUAUAUGUGCGCCGGGAGCCCAUCCCCACUGCGCCGCGACAUGCUCCAGCAGCCCACACACACUCCAGCAAACACCGCGCUUCUUACCGCAGAGACACCGAGAGAUGACAGCGCGCAGAGCCGCUUCACAGCCGCUCCACGAGAGGAAGGGAGCGGCGGAGCGGCCGAAGGCUAACCCCGACUGGGUCUGUCUCUCCCCCCGACAGGAGCCGGAGAAAGGGCCGGCGUCCGCGGCGGGGAUCCAUGCCCAUGUGGUGGGGGCUGUCGCCGGCUCCGGGGCGGCGGAGGAGUCCUCUGACAGCGAAGCGGAGCAGGAAGGCCCCCAGAAACUCAUCCGGAAAGUGUCCACCUCCGGACAGAUCAGGAGCAAGACGAGUAUAAAGGAGGGCUUGCUGCUGAAACAGACCAGCUCGUUCCAGAGGUGGAAAAAACGCUACUUCAAACUGAGAGGCCGAACUCUCUACUACGCCAAAGAUGCCAAGUCCCUUAUCUUUGACGAGGUGGACCUAUCAGAUGCCAGCGUCGCAGAGUCCAGCACAAAGAAUGUCAACAACAGCUUCACAGUGAUCACUCCGUUCCGUAGGCUCAUCCUCUGCGCCGAGAACAGGAAAGAGAUGGAGGACUGGAUCAGCUCGCUCAAGUCCGUCCAGUCCAGAGAGCAUUACGAGACGGCACAGUUUAAUGUGGAACAUUUCUCAGGGAUGCACAACUGGUACGCCUGCUCCCAUGCACGGCCCACCUUUUGCAACGUCUGUAAAGACAGCUUGUCUGGGGUCACGUCUCACGGCCUCUCCUGCGAAGUGUGCAAAUUCAAAGCCCACAAACGCUGUGCUGUCAGAGCCACUAACAACUGUAAAUGGACGACCCUGGCCUCCAUAGGGAAGGAUAUUAUUGAGGAUGAAGACGGGAUUGCGAUGCCUCACCAGUGGUUGGAAGGCAACCUGCCCGUCAGUGCCAAGUGUGCCGUGUGUGAUAAGACGUGUGGCAGCGUACUGAGACUGCAGGACUGGCGCUGCCUCUGGUGCAAAGCGAUGGUGCACACAGCCUGUAUGGAUCUGUACCCUCGCAAGUGUCCUCUCGGUCAGUGCAAAGUCUCCAUCAUUCCUCCUACAGCGCUCAACAGCAUCGACUCCGACGGCUUCUGGAAGGCCACCUGUCCCCCGUCAUGUGCCAGUCCCCUCCUGGUCUUCGUCAACUCCAAAAGCGGCGACAACCAGGGAGUGAAAUUCCUGCGGCGCUUCAAGCAGCUCCUCAACCCGGCACAAGUCUUCGACCUGGUCAACGGCGGGCCGCACCUCGGUCUGCGCCUUUUUCAGAAGUUUGACAACUUCCGGAUCCUGGUGUGUGGAGGCGACGGCAGCGUGGGCUGGGUCCUCUCCGAGAUCGACAAACUCAGUCUUCACAAACAGUGCCAGCUGGGGGUGUUGCUUGGGACGGGCAACGAUCUGGCGCGGGUGCUGGGCUGGGGCCCUUCGUGCGACGAUGACACCCAGCUGCCCCAGAUCCUGGAGAAGCUGGAGAGAGCCAGCACCAAGAUGCUGGACCGCUGGAGCAUCAUGACCUACGAGAUUAAGAUCCCGCCCAAACACAGCUGCCCCACCACGCCCGAGGGAGCCGACGACUGCCAGUUUCACAUUUCAGCCUACGAAGACUCGGUCGCCGCUCACCUCACAAAGAUCCUCAACUCUGAGCAGCACUCUGUGGUCAUCUCCUCCGCCAAGAUCUUGUGUGAAACGGUGAAAGAUUUUGUUGCCAAAGUCGGGAAAGCCUACGAGAAAAGCGCAGAAAACGCGGAGGAGUGCGACACGAUGUCUCUCAAAUGCGCCAUCCUCAACGAGAAACUGGACUCCCUCCUCCAGACCCUCAACUCCGAGUGCCCCUCUCUGCCCUCGCUGCCCCACUCCACUCCCCCCAUAGUGGAGGAGGAGCAGGAGGAGGAGGAGGAAGAGGAGGAGGCCAGCGAGGAGAGCCUGACAGAGCUGAAGGAGAAGCUGGAGGAGGAGGAGACGGAGAAGGGAGGAGGAGGCGCCCCGCACCAGCUGUUUAAAAGCAGGGAGCAGCUGAUGCUGCGGGCCAACAGUCUGAAGAAAGCUGUGAGGCAGAUCAUCGAGCAGGCCGAGAGAGUUGUGGACGAGCAGAACGCCCACACAGACGACGACACGGAGCUGCCGUCCCCCCUGGAGUUCAGGAAGGACAGCGAGGAGGAGAACAGAGACAGUGAGAAGGACGAGGACACCAAAGAGCUGGAGGCAGUGACGUCUGCUAAGAGUCCCUGUUCGCCCACGGAGCGGAGGGUGAGUCGCAGCACGCAGUCCUACGGCUCCUUCACCAUCACGCCCUUCACCACCAGCAAGGAGAACCUCCCCGUCCUCAACACCCGCAUCAUCUGCCCCGGCUUGCGGGCAGGUCUGGCUGCCUCCAUCGCCGGCAGCUCCAUCAUUAGCAAGAUGCUGCUGGCAAACAUCGACCCCUUUGGUGCCACGCCCUUCAUCGACCCCGACCUCGACUCGCUAGAGGGCUACAUGGAGAAGUGUGUCAUGAACAACUACUUUGGCAUCGGCCUCGAUGCAAAGAUCUCCCUGGAGUUCAACAACAAGCGAGAGGAGCAUCCGGAGAAAUGCAGGAGUCGUACCAAGAACAUGAUGUGGUACGGUGUUUUGGGCACGAAGGAGCUUCUGCAGAGAACCUACAAGAACCUGGAGCAGAAGGUCCAGUUAGAGUGUGACGGCCAGUACAUCCCGCUGCCCAGCCUUCAGGGGAUCGCAGUGUUAAACAUUCCCAGCUACGCAGGCGGGACCAACUUCUGGGGCGGCACCAAGGAGGACGACAUCUUCUGCGCCCCGUCGUUUGAUGAUAAGAUCCUGGAGGUUGUCGCCGUUUUUGGGAGCAUGCAGAUGGCCGUGUCCAGAGUCAUCAAGCUGCAACACCACCGCAUAGCACAGUGUCGAACAGUGAAGAUCACCAUCCUGGGGGACGAGGGGGUUCCCAUUCAGGUGGACGGAGAGGCCUGGAUCCAGCCUCCGGGAGUCAUCAAGAUCCAGCACAAGAACAGGGCUCAGAUGCUCACCAGAGACCGGGCGUUUGAGAACACGCUGAAGUCGUGGGAGGACAAGCUGAAGUACGAUAAGCCUCCUCUGCGUCCUCACCUCUACCCGCAGCAGUCCGUGGAUCUGGCUACAGAGGAGGAGGCCGCCCUGGUGCAGAUGUGCGCCCGCGCUGCAGAGGAGCUCAUUACAAGGAUAUGUGAGGCUGCGAAGACCAAUGGGCUUUUAGAGCAGGAGCUGGCCCACGCUGUUAACGCCGCGUCUCACGCCAUCAACAAGACACACCCCAAGUUCCCCGAGAGUCUGACCAGAAACACAGCCAUAGAGGUGGCCAGCACUGUCAAGGCUCUGUACAACGAGACCGAGUCUCUGCUGCUGGGCCGAGUCUCUCUGCAGCUGGACCCGCCGGAGGAGGAGCAGCUGUCCGGGGCUCUGCAGAGUCUGGAGUUAGAACUGGGCAAACUGGGAGAGAUCCCCUGGCUCUACCACAUACUGCAGCCCAACGAUGAGGAGGACCACUCUCUGGGUUACGGCAAGAGGAACAGUCGCAGCAGCAUGUUUCGCAUAGUGCCCAAGUUCAAGAAGGAGAAGGCGGCCAAGAAGACGAGCCCUCAGUCAGUGGAAAGAUGGGGCACAGAGGAGGUGGGCGUCUGGCUGGAACAGCUGAGUCUGGGGGAGUACAGGGACACCUUCAUCCGACACGACAUCCGAGGCUCGGAGCUGCUGCACCUGGAGAGGAGGGACCUGAAGGAUCUGGGGAUAUCGAAAGUGGGUCAUAUGAAGAGAAUUCUCCAGGGAACUAAGGACCUGGCCAAGGCCUCAAUGGUUGACCUCUAACCCGGUAGCAGACGCUGCCGGAGAGGGGAAACGAACAUCCCCCUCACAUCAGUGGAGGAGUUUGGGAGCACCGAAGGCAGAGAAGGAAAAGAGAAGGUAUUCAAGGAGAGCUGGAUUUGAUCCCUCUGCUUUGUGAUGUUGUUACCAAGAUAC